Molecule: messenger RNA, 1394 nt
Organism: Rhipicephalus sanguineus (brown dog tick)
Lineage: Eukaryota; Metazoa; Arthropoda; Arachnida; Ixodida; Ixodidae
Product: D-beta-hydroxybutyrate dehydrogenase, mitochondrial
Exons: 5
Coding region: 234-1319 (361 amino acids)
Molecular function (GO): oxidoreductase activity
Source: RefSeq, a predicted model, not a curated record
UUCUCUUGUAUUUCAACUUGUCUACGCCCCAAGUCAUGGCUCAGAAUAGCCAAAAGGGAACUACCUCGGUUGACCUUCUUGUCUUUCCUCUCAUUCUCCUCUCCCUCUUUUUUUUCGUGGCUGUGGCGUCAACGAAGUCUAUUCUUUAACCGAGUUCAGGAAGUACCUCUCGUGUGGAAAGUAAGCCGAGUUUGUCGUCCACAAGACUUCUGGUGUUUCAGGACGAGUACAACAUGAGGACGUCGUGGGUCUUGUUCUUCGCGCUGGUCUUCACAUUUUGCAAAUGCUGGAAGUACGUGCCCUUAGCGUCGACCGUGGCGCAAUGGAUCGGAUUCGUCGUGAUUGUGUCCUCGCUCUCCUACUGGUUGGCCAGGUACAUCUGGACCGUAGCCUUUGUGGACCUAGUGUCUGGCGAAGGGAAGGCGGUUCUGGUGACGGGGUGCGACAGUGGCUUUGGGUAUUAUCUGGUCAAAAGCCUUUCGCGCAUAGGUUUCUUCGUGUUCGCCGGCUGCUUGGACGCCGGUAGCGACGGAGCCAAUGACCUGAGCAAGUUCGCCAAAGUCAAGGUUCUGCAGAUGGAUAUCAGCAGUGAACAGCAAGUCAACGACGCCUUGGUGGCUAUCAAAGAAGGCCUGGGUUCCAGAGUACUUUGGGCUGUCGUCUGCAACGCGGGCAUUCGUAACGAAGGACUUCUCGAAUGGGUUCCCAUGGAAACCUUGAAGAGAGUAAUUGACGUCAACAUCAUCGGCAACUGCCGAGUGAGCAAGUCGUUCCUACCACUCCUCAGAAAAGCUAAAGGACGCCUUGUGGUCAUCACCAGUUCUUUCGGAUACGUGACGAUGCCGAUGGCAACGCCGUACUCGAUGACGAAGCACGCUCUUGUGUCCAUGGUUGAUGGACUACGCCGGGAGUGCUACGGCAAGGGCGUCGACAUCAUCUCGGUCAUGCCACAAGCCUACAAGACGAACAUCACAGCUCCUUCGUGUGCGCAGCGAUUCACCACGGAAGACCUGAGGCAAAACUGUCCAGAUGUCGCUGACGACUUCACGCAGGAGGAAAUCGACGGCUGGAUACUCUCCUCCAAGGACUACUUCGACGCCCUCAACAGGGAUAACCUCCAGGAGGUUGCGGACGCGAUGGUAUUGGCAGUGCGUGAAACGUACCCGAGGACGUGGUACACAACGCCGCUGAGUCUCAGUACGGUUGCGCUGUUUCCCUGUACGUACCUGCCAGACGAGGUGACGGACGCCAUCAUGGCCUUUGCUAGGACGAGGAUUGCUUCCUUCUCGGACCUUCUGAAGAAAAACAAGAAGCAUUAACACUGAUGCACUGGCAUAUUUCCUGAAAAACUCGCUAUGGUAAACACGUGCGUACAUGAUCUUCAAAACUAAAAU